Neurospora tetrasperma FGSC 2508 is the source of this 306-nucleotide messenger RNA. RefSeq lists its product as uncharacterized. The coding region runs from base 1 to 306 and encodes 101 amino acids. Lineage: Eukaryota; Fungi; Ascomycota; Sordariomycetes; Sordariales; Sordariaceae. The transcript is spliced from 4 exons. The record is from RefSeq and is a predicted model, not a curated record.
AUGAAGUACUCGACGGGUGAACAAAGGCGUAGCUGCCACACUACCCAAGUGAUUAACCGGUCGUCAUCACCAAUCCAUCUCCUAAUCUCGCGAUCACUGGCCCUACCGAAAGGAGUAUCAGACGACUUCCCAACGGAGUUUUCCCAGCGCCUAUCUAAAGUCGGCCUGAGAAAGAAACCGAACCGAGCCAUUACCUACCCUGGCAUGUACAUCGCGGACUGGGUAGGUAGUCAGAUGAAUGGAAUGUCUCUCGGGACUGAGGAGGAUCAUUUCAAGGCCGAUGAAGCCUUAUGUCCAAGAAAGUAA